AAUUCAUUUACUGCUAUGCAAACAUCACCAUUAAUAAAUUAUUCAAACUCCACUAAUAUAUGAAUCUUCUCGCUUUUCCUUUGUUCUAUAUAUAUCUUCAAAAGCUUCUUCUUGGUGUCUACUUGGAGUAACUCAAACACCAAAUCCUUUCCUUUAAGCUAUACUGAUCAAUCCCAAAUCCAUUUUUUCCCAUUUCAUUUACUAGGGAAGGUAGCCAUGAACAAGUUCAAGAAAUCUCAAAUUCUGACACUAUCUAUUGUAGCAGCACUUUUAUUUAUUGCACCACUUUUAUCUUCAUCCUUGAGGCCUACUUAUCUUUACUUUAUCCUCAAUCUUCUUAUCAUAUCACUCGGAGCCGAAGCCGGGUUAGGAUCAGUGCUUUCUAGGCCUUCUUAUGCUGCGGCAAGACCAGUUACAACCCAAGAAGCUAAGGGUAGUAUUGAAAGUACAGAUGUUGCUGCUCCUACAGCAAGCACUGAAAAGAAAGGUAAUAAAGUUGUUGAGAAAUCUGUGUCUGAGAAGAAGAUCAUUGUUGGGUCUAUCAAGGCGGAUAAAGUAAAGAAAUGCCCUUCAACUCCAAGCCUUUUCUUUAUAGGAAGUGGAGAAACUGAAACAGGAGCUGUUAAUAGGGAAGAGCUAGAGAUGGAAGAAGAAGAAGAAGGAGAUGUUGGAGGGCUUAGUGGACCUGAGUUGUUUACCAAAGCUGAGAUUUUCAUUGGCAACUUCUACAAGCAGUUGAAGAUGCAGAGGGAAGAGUCUUGGAAGAAGAUCCAUGGAUUUUAUCAAAAAACCUUUUAAGUGAUCUACUGCUCUACAAAUCUUCAGCAUAUCGUAUAGUAUUAUAAUUAUCUUGGUCAGUAUAGAUAAUGCAUGAUUUGCUCUCAUUUUCCUGCUUGCCAAGCAGGUGAAUGGUUAGUCUCUUUCAGGCACUUCAAACCAUAUUUUACCUUGAGGUGUCAUGAAAACAAGAGACAUAGAUUUCCAAUAGUUGUACAUAUUAUAAUAUUGCAGACAUAUAAUUUAGGAUUUUGCCAUAUUUGUAACAUUAUUUGUUAAAAAUGUUAAGAAUAUCAGUUCUUGAAA
This is a messenger RNA of Gossypium arboreum, 1083 nucleotides long. RefSeq lists its product as uncharacterized. The transcript has a single exon. Lineage: Eukaryota; Viridiplantae; Streptophyta; Magnoliopsida; Malvales; Malvaceae. The coding region runs from base 217 to 798 and encodes 193 amino acids. The record is from RefSeq and is a predicted model, not a curated record.